AUGCAGGAUGGGGCUGCUUCGUCCUCGACCUCGCUCAUGGGGUCGAACGCUGCCGGUCGUGGCGGCCCUAUGACCAAGAGACGCCGUCUCGACAAUGCCACGGAUGACGCCGCAACGUCUGAGCCCUUUGACCAGCAUUGGGACGAGGAUCCUCAGGGCCAGAGCCGCUCCCAGCAGCAGCAGCAGCCUUCGCACUCGUACGUCUCAGGGCAAGACGCGCCCUCUUUUAGUACCACCAGCACUGCAGCCAAUGCCCUGGGUACCACUGAGGGCUCGUCCUGGCCUAAUGCUUCUUCCGAUGUGUCGGCCUACCCCGACCUCGCUCCUUACCAGCAGCAACCGUACUUUUAUGGACAAGCUGGCGCCGGAGCCUACAACUCUUCUUGGAACACUACUGCUGCUCAGUCGUAUGGUGAUACCUCCACCUCGGUGAGCUACUCGGUUGGAGACCAAGCCAACGCAACAACCAUGCCUUUCUUCCCUCCCACCACCACUGCCCAUGUUGGCGAUACAACAGAAGCCAUCGACAGCAAUGGAGGCCUCAGCUACCCAGACCUCACGACUGCCGAUCAAUAUGCCUUGUAUACGGCACCUAGUGCAACAGCUCAACUUGCCCAACGAGAGGCCGCAAAGUCGUCGGCCUACUACUUUGACGAUGCCAGCAUGCAUCUCAAGAUCCAAAGCCUACCCAUUCUUGACAACUUGGCCACACAACUGAUCCACACCAUCUCGAAAGCGAAUUACACUCAGAUCCAGGAUCUCAUGCGAGGAGGAGAGACAGAAGAUGGCCAAGCUUACAAGACCCUCAAGAACCUUUUCGACCAAACGAGAAAGGUCUACAGCAGAGAGACACCGUUCAUCGAUGCCAUCGCCAUCCAGAUGUUCCAACCCAACCAACAGGAAAUCAUCCGCAAAGCCAACAUCGCUACCUUCAUCUCAAGCAUUCUGGGUGCUCACGACGUGAGCUUCUUCCACCUGAACGAGUUCUUCAUGGAGACGUUUGUUCCUCUAGGCCAUCGACUGCUCAAAUGGCAGGGCGCAAUCUACCUCGAAUUGAAGACACAGAUCUACAUCUCGGCACUGAUGAACAGCGAGGGAAGUCCAGAAGCCAUGCUGGAUGAACUGUUCCCUCCCGACCUCGACGCCCAGAUCCUUACUCGACAUCCAGACGCACCAAGCUUGUCACCUAGCGAACAAGACUUUAUCGAUCGAAGCCGCGCACGAAAGAGCUACCUCCUUGCCGAGCCAUCAUCUGACGAAGCGCUCAAGGAGUUGCCAAAGAAGUACCAAUGGAACGACUUCGUAAGAGAGUUUGCUUCAUGCAUCACGAAGAACGUGGACGGUAUUAUGAACGUUCCAGUGCGCUCACAGGCCAACCAGGGUGGAAACAUGUCCAAGAACAACGCACAAGAUGCCAACGGAGCUGCCGGCGCUCCAAACGGGACCCUGGCUGGCGUUCAAUCACUGUCAAUCAACGGCAAAUCAGGUAGCUCUGGUCAAGGAAACGAGACCAGAAAAGCUGCACCGGCUGCUUCUACCAUCCGACAACCCUGGACGAAGCCUGAAGAGGAUGCUCUGCUUGCUGGUCUCGAGCGCGUGAAUGGUCCUCACUGGUCACAGAUCCUUGCACUUUACGGCAGAGGAGGUUCGAUCUCAGAGGUGCUCAAAGAUCGAAACCAAGUGCAGCUCAAAGACAAAGCACGUAACCUCAAGCUGUGGUACCUCAAGACAGGCAAGGAGGUGCCAAACUCACUGCGCGGCGUCACCGGUGAACUACGUAAACGCGGUGGAGCUCGCGCGAGAGCAGCCCUGGGCAUGCUCGACGAAGAUCAGGGCGCAAACGGUGCCCCAGAUGGAGAUGGUGAUGAUGGUGAAGAUGGUGUCGACCCCUCCCUGGAGAAAGAGACGUCCAAACCAAAGGGUCGCAAGAAGACGAGCAAGCGGUGA
Zasmidium cellare ATCC 36951 is the source of this 1947-nucleotide messenger RNA. RefSeq lists its product as uncharacterized. NCBI's taxonomy places the organism in Eukaryota, Fungi, Ascomycota, Dothideomycetes, Mycosphaerellales, Mycosphaerellaceae. Gene Ontology annotation, molecular function: protein homodimerization activity; double-stranded telomeric DNA binding. Bases 1 to 1947 code for a protein of 648 amino acids. Gene Ontology annotation, biological process: telomere maintenance via telomere lengthening. The record is from RefSeq and is a predicted model, not a curated record. The transcript has 2 exons.